Messenger RNA from Mauremys reevesii (Reeves's turtle), 1330 nucleotides. It is a transcript of the gene ANKRD49, whose product is annotated as ankyrin repeat domain 49. The record is from RefSeq and is a predicted model, not a curated record. Gene Ontology annotation, molecular function: protein binding. NCBI's taxonomy places the organism in Eukaryota, Metazoa, Chordata, Testudines, Geoemydidae. Bases 213 to 947 code for a protein of 244 amino acids. The transcript is spliced from 3 exons.
GACCGGGGCAAGACAGGAGGGACGCAAUUGGCCACACUGGAACCAAUCACAGGCAGCGACACGGCCACUUCCGGGAGGAGCUGCGGGGCGGAAGUGUCGUGUUGGGCUCCGUCCGUGUGUUUCCAUGUGGAGGGGAAGCGCCGCCGAGGCCCGGGUCCCUGUCGCCGGCCCCGCCCCUGAAAUGCGCGAGGCUGGGCAGAUGCUAACUAAAAAUGAAUGAAAGCAGAAAAUCAGAUGAGAAAAAUACUGACAAUAGAAAAGAUGAUAAAGAAGAGCUACUGGAAUUUUCUGAGAACUUUAACCAACUUGAAUUGUUGGAAACACACAGACAUCUAAUUCCUAUAGGAACUCAGAGUCUUUGGUCAGGAGAGUCUGAUGAGGAAGAUGAAGAGGAGGAAAAAAGUGAGGAGUGGUACCAACUGCAAGAAAAGAAAAUGGAGAACGAUCCAGAAAAACUUCUGCUUUGGGCAGCUGAAAAAAAUCGGCUUAGCACAGUGCGCAGGCUCCUUUCUCAAAAGCUAGCUCCCGUUAACGUCCAAGACGAAGAUCAAUACACACCCCUCCAUCGAGCUGCCUACAGUGGACAUUUAGAUGUUGUGCGUGAAUUAAUUGCCCAAGGUGCAGAUGUCCAUGCACUGACAGUGGACGGCUGGACGCCUCUACAUAGUGCAUGUAAGUGGAACAAUACAAAGGUGGCUUCGUUUUUACUUCAGCAUGGUGCAGAUAUCAACGCUCAAACAAAUGGAUUGCUGACACCAUUGCAUCUUGCUGCAGGAAACCGAGGGAGUAAAGAAACACUAGAACUUCUGCUGAUGAAUCGUUACGUGAAACCAAACCUAAAAAAUAACUUGGAUGAAACUGCAUUUGAUAUUGCUAGAAGAACUGACAUAUAUCACUACCUUUUUGAAAUUGUAGAAAAUUGCACAAAUUCUGUGCCAGAUUCUUAGAAAUUCUCAUUAUUUAAACUUCAGAAUGUGAAUUUCACUUGCUUCCUCUUUGUAACAUGGCAUUCUUUAUACUUGCACCCAAAACAAGUGGUUUCUCCCCACUUCUCAGAAAAGAUUUAAUGGGUGAUAUUGUAGAGGGAGGUCUCAUGAUUAAGGUUUCAUUAUUUUUGCAAAAUAAAUGACCAUAUACUUAUUCAACUCUGACAUAUAUCACUUAUAUUAGUAGCGUACCUGGGGGGGAGUGCUCGCUCCCACACCGAGCACAAGUGGCGCCUUUUUAAUUUUACUCACCCGGGAGCGAAAAAAAAAAAGGCAUCACCCACUGCAGCGCUUUUACUGACGGGGCGGCGCUCCAGGUCUUCGGUGGCACUUCGGCAGCAGGA